Molecule: messenger RNA, 752 nt
Organism: Daphnia carinata
Lineage: Eukaryota; Metazoa; Arthropoda; Branchiopoda; Diplostraca; Daphniidae
Gene: Dim1
Product: thioredoxin-like protein 4A
Exons: 3
Coding region: 273-701 (142 amino acids)
Biological process (GO): mRNA splicing, via spliceosome
Cellular component (GO): U4/U6 x U5 tri-snRNP complex; spliceosomal complex; U5 snRNP
Source: RefSeq, a predicted model, not a curated record
UUGUACACAAAUGUCAUUUUUCGUGGAAGCUAUAGUGGCUGUAGUUCAAUAUUUACUCUGUUGAAAAACGAGUCGCACGAAAAUCAUUUCAGUUUAAAAACAAAAUUUUAACUGUCAGCCGGGAAGCACCUAAAACUCAAUACUGAACUCAACAAAAUCUAGCUUGUUCCUGUUGUGACUGUCUAACAUAACUGAAAACCUGCAUCUUGACAAAGUUCUUACUCCAGUGUCUUAGAUUAUUCUUACUUCUUUUGGUUUAUCAUACAAACAAGAUGUCUUACAUGUUACAGCACCUUGUUAAUGGAUGGCAGGUGGAUCAAGCAAUUCUUUCAGAAGAGGACCGCUUGGUGGUUAUUCGUUUUGGUCAUGAUUGGGAUCCAACUUGCAUGAAGAUGGAUGAGGUGCUCUACCAAAUAGCAGAGAAAGUAAAAAACUUUGCAGUUAUUUACUUAGUGGAUAUUACCCAAGUUCCAGAUUUUAACAAAAUGUAUGAAUUGUAUGAUCCAUGCACAUCCAUGUUUUUCUUCAGAAACAAACACAUCAUGAUUGAUUUAGGCACAGGUAACAACAAUAAAAUCAACUGGGCUAUAGAAGACAAACAAGAAAUGAUUGACAUUGUAGAAACAGUUUACCGAGGGGCAAGAAAGGGUAGAGGUCUUGUUGUGUCACCCAAAGAUUAUUCAACAAAGUACCGCUAUUAAUCAAUGUGUCUUGGCCGAAGUUAAAUAAAAUGAUCUUUCCGUUUUCCUCCA